Molecule: messenger RNA, 4885 nt
Organism: Diachasmimorpha longicaudata
Lineage: Eukaryota; Metazoa; Arthropoda; Insecta; Hymenoptera; Braconidae
Gene: wapl
Product: protein wings apart-like
Exons: 5
Coding region: 712-4113 (1133 amino acids)
Source: RefSeq, a predicted model, not a curated record
AUUCUCUCCAUAUUCAGAGUCUCUUGAGAAACGAAAAACAUCGACAGAUGGCAAAGAUCAUGUUAUGAUUGAUAAUUCUAAUUAAAUUAAUGUACUCCAAUCGCAAGAGUUGAUUUAGUAACAAAAGUGUAGACACAUAUCUGGACAUUAAAGAAAAUACUUAAAGUCUCGUAUAAUUUCGGUUGAUCUAUGAAUAGAAAAGUUUGAAAAUAAUUGAUAAAAAUCGUAGUCGGUUGCGGGCCACGAGGGGGGGUGAGAGCAAAAAAAAAAGUUUGUGUGCAUCGAAGAGAGAUACAGUGAAUUGUAGAGGGGACGAAUGAAACAUGGCGUUUGUUUCUUUCAUAUGUUCCGAAAAUUCUAUUCGUUAAUUGAUUUUUUUCACCAGUGUUCACAUCGAUGACGCGUGUGCCACAUCCCUGGAUAAUAGAAAAAUAUCCACCAUUUGGACGCUAGAAACGUGGUGAUUAAAGUGCGAGGGAUUGAGUUGAAAACUGGAGUGAAAAAAAAUAAUAUAAAACAUCUACAGGGAUCAAACAAAUCGUUGGCGCAUUGUCGCCUCACCUCCAUAUCCGACAAUUAAUAAAAACGAAUUUAAUUACUCGGUGGAGGAGGUGAAGAGGAAGAGUUGGGGAGAAUCAUCGAAUUAUGAAGAGGUAUUGCUGCAAAUGUGACUAUUGGAAUGCAGAUAAUUUAUGAGAUAUCGAGGGAAAAAUGACGUCACGAAGUUACACAAAAUCAUACAGUCGUAAGGUGAACAGUGUUACACCAGGUAGUAUACAAUUUGACAAGCUAUUUCGUGAGAAUAGCAAUCGACCGUCUGCUGCUAAAUCAGCUGGCACUGUUGGAAAAUGGGGGAUCACGUCCUUCACGUCUAUUCGCAGCACCAACAUCAACGGUCGGCGAGAUGACAUUCAGCGGACUUUUGGGGCGAAAAAGCCCAAACUGGACUAUUCCAAUCAGAACGCUCAAGUCCCUGCCAGCGACCCCUUCUCCUUCGACACCGAUCUGGACCCGAAGCCCUCGACGCCCUCACCGGCAGUUCCAAAGCCAAAAAAAUUCUUCAAAUCCCGAAACACCCCAGCUCCCACUCCCACCCCGGCCCCAUCACCUUUACCCACCCCGGUACCCGAGGAGCCGCGCUCCGAUUCAACCGUCUACCGUCAAGUACCUGACUCCCAAUAUGUCCGUAAAUCAAAACAGCCGGCUCCAAAGCCCCCGAAAGUCCCUCCCCCCCGUAAGAUCAGCGAGAGCCUGGACGGAAGUUCCAGUGACACAUCGAUCCCCAGGGAUGACAAGCCCCCGAUAGUCUUGAGAAUCUGCAAGGGAACAGCACGGCUCCUCUCCGGAGACAGCCAAGAGCCUCACGACGAUCCUGACACCUACAGAGUGACGACACCUGUCAGUCCCACCAAGAGCGAGCCCGAUCGCAAGAGUUUCAGCCCCGAAACAUCGAGACCAGAGAGGCCAGAAAGAUCGACAAGAUCCCACCAUCAACACCAACCAAUAGUGACGACUGUCUCGAUCCCCCUAGACAAUCCGGAGCUGUCUACCCGCCGAACAACUCGUAGCCGAGCUAAGAACCUCAAUCUCGAGCUGACUGCGGCCCCUGCGGUCCUCUCAUCACCGCCUCCAACGACCCCGACCUCCAGGGAGAGCUCCGGGCUGUCGUUAACCCUCAGAAAAUCCAUCACCGAUUCCAACAACACAUCGAUCUCCCACUACGACAUCGUUAAGACUGACUGCACGAGUUACAAACCAAUAGUCGAGCCACUCAUCGGAAGGGAUCAGCCACUGCCAACCACCACUCAGGAGCUCAUCGACAUCCUGUCGAGUGAUAACGAUAUCAGGGAUCGAAGCACUCAGGGUGCCGAACCCCCUGCCGAUUCUGGGUACACUCAGGAACCGGAGCCAUAUCAGCAGCCAGAGCCGCCACCUGAGCCAGUCCCCGAGGAGCCACUUCCCACCGACGAGAAGUCAUCAGCGAAGACCCUCCUGGAUCAGGAUUGGUUCUCAGGUUCUGAAGACUCCGAGGCAGCGAGUGGUAACACCGAGCCCCCGACCAACGUACCGAGUCCCUCCGAUCCUCAGUCCCAGGUGAACGUCAAUCCCCCGGUGAAGCCAGUCACCAAGAAGGGAAGCAUCUUCAAGAGCAGAUCAACAGGUGCGACGAAUGGCAACAAACGUCGAGCCCUGUACAAGCACAAAUGGUGUGACAAUGAUAAAGAGUCAAUUACUCCAGAGGCAGUCACGGCUCCAGCAGCACCCAAUGCUGCGUCAGGAUCGGGCGCCUCAGGCCAGGUGACAUUCGACGAAGAGCUGGAGGAAGCUGACAAGCUGACUAGAGUCGUCACAUAUCCUGAGACAGACAUGGACUUCAACGAGGACGCCGAGGCCAUCACCAGCAUUCGUUGUGGCAAGAGAGUUAAAGGUUUUUAUACUGUUGUUAAAAAUGUUAAGAAGGCACAUCAGAUACAGGAGAGUGGAGAAUUUCAAGAGUUUAAUGACGAUGUUGAGUAUAUUCUGGACACUCUGAGGGAGAACAAUCCCAACGCCACCAGGUGCUUAUCAGCUAUAAGAUUGGCGAGCAAGUGCAUGGCACCAGCAUUCAGAAUGCACGUGAGAGCACACGGUACUGUCGCUAAAUUCUUCAAGGCCCUCCACGACGCCACCAAGGACCAGAGCCUGGGAUUGUGCACAGCAACAGUGAUGUUUGUCCUCAGCCAGGACCGCCUCGCAAUGGACCUGGAUAGAGACUGUCUGGAGCUGAUGCUCAGCCUCCUGGAGUCAGACGCCAGUCACAAGGAUGCUCUUGAUGAUUGUGGACUCAGUCGUGCUGAACUUCUCAAGAAUAAGGAGAAGGUGAGGCAGCUUUGCGCUGAUAUUCAAGCUCAGGGUCAUGCGAAACACCUCAAUCUGGAUAAUAUCACUGUGGGACAGCUGGCCAUGGAAACACUCCUCAGUCUCACCUCGAAGAGAGCGGGCGAGUGGUUCAAGGAGGAGCUCAGAGAGUUGGGAGGACUCGAGCAUAUCGUCAAGACCAUUAAGGAGUGCUAUCGGAAUAUUGUCUCCAGUGAUGUCACCAGUGCCGGCUGGGACGAGCCUGUUCUUGAUAAAUUGAGGAAGGUUGACAGGUGUCUCAGGGUUUUGGAGAAUGUCACACAGAAAAAUGAGGAGAAUCAGAACUAUCUGCUGAAGUAUGACGAUGGAGUGCUUGUCUGCACUCUGUCAAAUCUGUAUUAUCUCUGCGGACAGGAGAUCACGAUUUAUCCUAUUGUUGACAUCAGCGAUAAAACCAGCACUGGUGCUGUCAUCAGGGAGUGCAUCAUCGCUAUUCUCAAUGUGCUGAUUAAUCUCACUCAUCGGUUUAACAAGCAGUCUUUUGGCAGCAAAUCGUUAGGCUCCCUCAAUGGCGUUAUUGAUUGCAGUUUGAAUCUCUUACUACGUGUGCCAGAGUCUCUCCCUGAAGAGAAGCGCUUCGAUAUGAUGAUGCUGACACUUAUAUUGUUGAUUAAUUUGGUGGAACAGUGUGAUGAUAACAGGAAGAUGCUCAUGGAGUCGAAGGCACCACCUUCCUCGGAGGACAUCUUUGAUCGUCCAGAGAGUGGAGUGGAGGCACUCAUCGAUUUAUUCUACAAACAAGAGGAACUAGCCAUCAGCGAAGAGCAGAAAACCGACGCUAUUCUGGAUGGAAAGAAAGACUCCGAGCAGACAGAGACUGUUACCACAACUAAAGAGUCGCAGGACGAGUUCAUUGAAAAGACUGUACAAAAAUUGCUGCAGAAGGCUGGUCGACACAUGGAGCACACGCUCAUUGGUGCCUACGUAGUUCUCUUACUGGGAUAUUUAAUUAUGGACAACAAGGACUAUGAAACUUUGGUGCGGGGGAAGAUUCCGGGGAAUAAUUUCUCGACAAUGGUGGCUGUCCUCCAGAAGUUCUACAAUUUUAUGAAUUUAACAGUAUCGAAUGAGGCUAGCAGUUGUGGUAUCCAAGCAACAGACAAAGUCAUCAAGUUCCUAAAACUAUCAGACGCUCGAAUCGAGGAGGAGAGUAAUGCAUUGCCAUUGCCAGCACUGGAGGAAUCAAGUAUUAUGCUCGACUUACCCUCAUCCUGAUCGCAGCCAUGACCAUUGUGCGUAACGCGACAGCAAAUGGCGAAUGAAAGUUGUCCAGGGGCUGAAUUAAAACGCAAUUAGAUAAAUUAAACGACACAAACAAUGAAACUAUUGUUUCACGACGACCACCAUAUAUUUUGAUAUAUAUUUAUUCAUCCACAUAAUUUAUUGCUGUACGAUUUAUCACUCUGUUUCCACGAUUUUUUUUUCUUUUUGCAAGAUCUAUUCAACUCUGGAAGCCUCAACGCUCUCGAUUACUUGUGUAUUUUUUAAAAAUUUGAAAAUUAGUCGUUACUUAAAUAAAAUGCAAAAUAGGAUUGAGAACCCAUGAAUCUACGAAAAUCAUUUGUACGUAAUUGCGGGUCCAUUAUUAUCGAAUGUUCGAUUUAUUGUUCAUAAAAAUCAUGCGAUGGGGGAGAAACGUGAAGGUGGUUAUCAAAUCGGCGAAUUUCGCACGCAUAAUCAUUGAUCUUGAGCAUCUUGCCCCAAUAAAUAAAAAUCAAUUAUUGUUAAUGAGAAAAAAAAUGUUCUUUUUCAUUUUCUGAGUCGUUUGAGAAUUAUUAAACGAGGACAACUCAAUGGUUUUUGAGAUAUUUCAGAGAGACGAACGUAGGCCACUGAUUAUUCGAAUGAUAGUGUUAUGCAGUCUAAGUUUAUUUUAAUAUUAAAGAUGAAAGAAAAUCAUAAAUCUAAGUUAUAAGCAUUGUACAUGUAAAUUUAUAAAUUAUAAUUAUUGUACCUUACAUAUUAAAAAAAAUGACAAACCAAUUAA